GCUGACCGCCGGCCUCCGCAGGGUCGCGGGAGCCGCGCGGCGGAUGGGAGGGGCUGGAGCGAAAGUUGCGGGCGCGGGAUCCGGUAUCCGGGGCAAUGGAAGCGGGGCCCGCCUUGUCCCCCGGGCCUUCCCGAUCUUUCAAGGAGGAGCUGCUCUGCGCCGUCUGCUACGACCCCUUCCGUGACGCCGUGACUCUGCGCUGCGGCCACAACUUCUGCCGCGGGUGCGUGACCCGCUGCUGGGAGGUGCAGGUGGCACCCACCUGCCCGGUGUGCAAGGACCGCGCGGCCCCCGCCGACCUGCGCACCAACCACACCCUCAAUAACCUCGUGGAGAAGCUGCUGCGCGAGGAGGCCGAGGGCGCGCGCUGGACCGGCCACCGCUCUCCGCGCCUCUGCCGCCUGCACCGCGGCCAGUUCAACCUCUUCUGUCUUGACGACAAGGAGCUGCUGUGCUGCUCGUGCCAGACCGACCCCCGGCACCAGGGGCACCGCGUGCAGCCGGUGAAGGACACUGCCCACGACUUUCGGGCCAAGUGCAGGAACAUGGAACACGCGCUGCGGGAGAAAGCCAAGGCCUUCUGGGCCAUGCGGCGCUCCUACGAGGCCAUCGCCAAGCACAAUCAGGUGGAGGCUUCUUGGCUGGAAGGGCGAAUCCGGCAGGAGUUUGACAAGCUUCGAGAGUUCUUGAGAGUGGAGGAGCAGGCUAUCCUGGAUGCCAUGGCCGAGGAGGCCAGGCAGAAGCAGCUUCUGGCCGAGGAAAAGAUGAAGCGGCUGGCGGAAGACACGGAGGCCCUGGCCCAUGAGAUUGAGCGGCUGCAGAUGGAGAUGAAGGAGGAUGACGUUUCCUUUCUCAUGAAACACAAGAGCCGAAAACGCCGCCUCUUCUGCACGAUGGAGCCAGAGCCUGUCCAGCCUGGUAUGCUCAUCGACGUUUGCAAGUACCUGGACUCCCUGCAGUACCGAGUCUGGAGGAAGAUGCUCGUGUGUGUCGAAUCUGUGCCUUUCAGCUUUGAUCCCAACACUGCGGCUGGCUGGCUGUCCGUGUCAGACGACCUCACCAGUGUCACCAACCACGGCUACCGGGUCCAGGUGGAGAAUCCGGAGCGCUUCUCAUCGGCACCCUGCCUGCUGGGCUCCUGCGUCUUGUCGCAGGGCUCGCAUGCCUGGGAGGUGGACCUGGGGGCACUGCCGAGCUGGCGCGUGGGCGUGGUGCGGAUGCGCCAGGACGCGGGCGCCGAGGGCCACUCGCACAGCUGCUACCACGACACGCGCUCGGGCUUCUGGUACGUGUGCCGCACACAGGGCGUGGACGGCGACCACUGCGUGACCUCGGACCCCGCCACAUCGCCCCUGGUCCCCGCCAUCCCGCGCCGCCUGCGCGUGGAGUUGGAGUGCGAGGAGGGUGAGCUGUCCUUCUACGACGCGGAGCGCCACUGCCACCUGUACACCUUCCACGCCCGCUUCGGGGAGGUACGGCCCUACUUCUACCUGGGCGGCUCGCGGGGGGACGGGCCCCCCGAGCCGCUGCGCAUCUGCCCCCUGCGCAUCACCGUCAAGGAGGAGCUGGAUGGCUGAAGCCUGCCCUGCCUGAUGCCGCCGGGUCUCGCGCCCCGGUCCCGUUUUCUUUCUGUCUCUUCCCAAAGGCACACUUGCCUUGGUACCUCUCUGCCUCCCGCCUUCUUGCCAGGAUCUUCCUACUGGCCAUCCUGUCCUUUUCUGUGGCGCCAGGCCAUGUACCUCCUCCCUCAUUUUUGGUCCCUUCUCUACCCACCUCUGAAAGUUAUCCAGGAGACACCUCCCUGAUUAGGCUUUUUCCAAAGUUGUGGCAUCCUCUGGAUGUGAAUUUUCUGGUUCACAUUCUAAGAUUGCUGGGGAUAAUGUUUGCUUCUAAGAAUGGGUCUGUUUAAAAAUGUAAGUUUCAUCAUUUUCCAAGAGUGGUGAGGCCAGCAGACUGGAAGAGGACUGCUGUUGAGAAGAGUUUGUUACUCACAGUCUGCAGGAGGAGGGC
Molecule: messenger RNA, 2010 nt
Organism: Globicephala melas (long-finned pilot whale)
Lineage: Eukaryota; Metazoa; Chordata; Mammalia; Artiodactyla; Delphinidae
Gene: TRIM35
Product: tripartite motif containing 35
Biological process (GO): protein ubiquitination; innate immune response; positive regulation of apoptotic process
Cellular component (GO): cytoplasm
Molecular function (GO): zinc ion binding; ubiquitin protein ligase activity; protein binding
Source: RefSeq, a predicted model, not a curated record